AUGAUGACAUCUUUUGCUGUCCUUUGUCUAUCAAUUGCUAUAAUUGAAUCCCUGGCAGGAAUUCUAGGAAAUGGAAUUAUCUUGGCUGCCAGUUCAUCGAACUGCAUUGGGAGCAAGACAUGGCCCCCAUAUGAUAUGAUUGUGAUCUCACUGAGUUCAUCUAAAUUAAUUUUGCAGUCAUGGAAUACACUGGAUUUCUUAAUGAAUAUAUUUUAUGAACCCUUCUUUUAUAAAGAAAACCUGCUAACAGUCACCAAGAUAAUUUUUACGUUUCUGAGCUACUCCAGCCUCUGGUUUGGAGCCUGGCUUAGUGUCUUCUAUUGUAUCAAGGUUGCCAGUUUUACACAGUCUUUCUUCAUCUGGCUGAAGCUAAGAAUUGCCAGACUGAUGCCCUGGAUGCUGCUCACAGCAUGGCUCUGCUCCUUCACAGCUGCAAUUCCCUUUGCCUGGGAUGUCUCCAGUGUGCACAAGAACAUCACUGUUCCUCUACACAUGACAAACUCUUCAGCAAGAAGAACCACACGGAAGGACAGUUUGGGUUUAUUAAUUCUUCUCUGUAAUGCCGCUAUAGGUGUGCCUUUAAUACUGUCUGUUGUUUCAAAUAUCCUGCUAAUUCGGUCUCUGUGGAUACACACUAGACGCAUGCAAAAUAAUGCAAGUGGCUUCAGGGAUCCCAGCUUAGAGGCCCAUAUGAAAGCCAUCAAGUCAGUCUUUUCCUUCCUUACCCUUUACAUUAUAUUUUUUAUUUGUGUGCUUAUAAUUGUAUUCAACACUUUUUUACCUUUAAGCAAUGGAGACUCAAUCUUUGUAGUUUUAAUGGCUGCCUGUCCUACAGCACACACAUUGGUCUUAAUUUGGAGCAAUCCAAAAUUUCAAGAGCUGCCUGCUAGGAUUUGGCAACACACUAACUGUCAUAUCAGAACUGCAUCCAAGUAA
Molecule: messenger RNA, 936 nt
Organism: Vidua chalybeata
Lineage: Eukaryota; Metazoa; Chordata; Aves; Passeriformes; Viduidae
Product: taste receptor type 2 member 40-like
Exons: 1
Coding region: 1-936 (311 amino acids)
Biological process (GO): G protein-coupled receptor signaling pathway; sensory perception of taste; detection of chemical stimulus involved in sensory perception of bitter taste
Cellular component (GO): membrane
Molecular function (GO): bitter taste receptor activity; G protein-coupled receptor activity
Source: RefSeq, a predicted model, not a curated record